GUCUCACCGGAACACAAGUCAUUCGUUUUUACCAGUCUCCUCUCUCGGUGGUUCCCCACACGUUGAAACCUCGCGUCGGAAAUUGAACUAGUCAAGUCAGGAUGCUCGGCCAUAUCACUAUCUCGUUCCUCGCAUUGCAAAUGCUAGUGGCCGCCACGCCGACAACGCAAGGCAGGAACGAUGGGGUCCAGAUCACCAACCUGGACAAGAAUGCCACCUCGACUAGCGGUACUGGCAGUGUCGCUGCCGCCGGCAAUCUUGCACCUUUUGGCACAAUAGGUGUAGGAUGCGGUAUUAACUGGGAGAGCGACGUAUCGUACGGAGGUGGUCUGCAAGCCGGCUCCGACGUUAGCGACUUCGGUCUCGGUGGUGGCUUUACUAUCAACCCGAACAACAUUACGAUUGGGCUUGGGGUUGGUCUGAACGCAGCGAAUGCCUCUGCCAGUGUCUCGUUCACGGGUGACAAGGAUGGAAAUGUCGAAUUUACAUUUGUAAGCUCGUCGUUCGUUGCGUGCACGCCAGGAAUGAAGGGCGGCAAGUCCACUGUGAGUUGCAAGACGGCAAAGCCGCUGGCUUGAGGGUUGCGUAAUCGUGGAGGGAUAGGAAGGAACAGCGAUCAGGCCAUUGGUGGUCCGUGCGACCCACCCCAAUCCAUCUGUCAGGCUACCCGCCUAUAUGAGAGCGCGUAUAUUUACACCUUCCAACACUACGCUGGCUUUACUCGUCAUUAAUUUUAAUCUUCCCAAUCCGCAAUUUUCAGCACAGCUUCUUCCGUACCGAAGACACGCAGGGUAUUCCCAAAUUCGCACCAAAAUUUUGAGUUGAAGGCGGGAAUGAGCUCCCCCGACUGUCGUUUGACCUGUUCCACAGGCACCCAGCCUGUCUUAUCCUGGACAUGUACAUCAUUUUCCCAUGAUCCGGUAGCUUCUGCCUGCUUGUCCCACGUGGCUGACUGAUUGUCCUGGAUAUGGCUGUCAUGGCGAGGCUCGUCUUCGUUGGAAGAUGAGCCAGUUUCGGGGUUCAGCGUCAUUUCUCGAAGACUGUCGAACAUGUUUCUUGUUUCGAACCGUCGUUGCUCUGUUUCCUUGUUCUUUUUGCCACCUUUUUUGUUCUGCGUGCGCUUGUUCGCUUUCGCAGGCUUUGGUUUUUCGACUGGUGGGAGCGGCACUGGCUUCUGCACUUUUUCGCGUCCAUCCUUCACCAUGUCCUCGAUGUAUUCUGCAGAGUCUUCAGCUGGCGUUUUGAUUUCGUCUGAAAUGGUCGGGUUGGGUUCGGGCGUUGAAGUUUUAGAUUUGCCCAGAGGAAUACCCGACAACGGCGCGGGUACCUCCUCUCCACGUUCAGCACCAAGUUUAGCCGCCAGCUUGAUCAUGAUUGUAGCGGUCAAGAGGCUAUCGUACCCGGCUUCGUGGAAAGCUUCAGUAUCCUGGUACUUGGGGUAGUCGGCGUGAGUGAUGAUGUGUGGCAGAGGCUGAGUGUUGAGACGCAUUGCGAUGUCUUGUAGCGUAGGCGAGGCGUUGAGGUCACCUUCAGCAUGCGUAGCUAGGUACUUUGUGUCUAUAAUCUUGGGAAAUAGUCCAUGGAUGGCG
Pyrenophora tritici-repentis Pt-1C-BFP is the source of this 1589-nucleotide messenger RNA. RefSeq lists its product as uncharacterized. The record is from RefSeq and is a predicted model, not a curated record. NCBI's taxonomy places the organism in Eukaryota, Fungi, Ascomycota, Dothideomycetes, Pleosporales, Pleosporaceae.